Protopolystoma xenopodis is the source of this 606-nucleotide messenger RNA. NCBI's taxonomy places the organism in Eukaryota, Metazoa, Platyhelminthes, Monogenea, Polystomatidea, Polystomatidae. The record is from the annotation of a GenBank genome assembly.
UUUCCUGUCGAUCUAAGCCUUCUCCAAGUUUGUAUCGCCCUCCUAUCCCCCACAUCAUCGAGUAUCUCUGUUGGGCUUUCUUCCCGACCCAGCUGCACAAUUGCCGAAAAUUCAAGUAACGUUUGGGCUACUAGACUAAAGGCUUCUGGUCAAGAACUAACUGAUGGACAGAAGAAAAUAGAGGAAAAUGAAAGAGACACACAUAACGCUACAUCGGCCAGUUUAGCAUCUACUGUAGCUUCCCUCCUUUCUAGAUUGCCCAGCUUUGCUGAGUCAUUUUUUACCGCAUCCAAUUUGGCUUUCCAACUGCAGCAACAAGUAAAUACUUACCAACAGCAGCCUCGUCAUAUCCUCGAUAGUAAUAGUUCAGGACGGCGCCAAUCAUCUGCGAGCUUCGUUGAUGGUCAGGAAGUCGAGCUAACUGCUGGCCGACGUCUGAUGAGUAUCGACCAGCAGCAAACUGAUGCUUUUUCCCCAAACGUCGUCCAGGGCAUCCAUCUUCUCCCGGGAACUCGAGGCAUCAUCCGAUUGGGUCUGUUUCCAAUAUGCACAUCUUAUCCAUGGCACACUUUAUAUCCACUGGCUACAUUAUGCACACCAAUUUAA